UUUUGAUCCAUUUUACUUUCAGUCCGGUUACCGAACCCAGCUCCCGGUAAUAGUCCCAACCAGAACCGGCUCCCUGCGUCAGAACUCGGUACCGUGGCCGUUCAGAAGCCCCUCCCCCUCCCAGACUCACCUGGACCUGCCGCCAUGAGAGCGGAACCUUCAGAGUGCUAGAACCCAGGAUCAUCAGCAGGUUUCUAAGACAUUACCGGGCUCUCCGAACCAGAACCUCGGAGUUAUGGAAGGGCUGGAUUCUGGGCUGAAGUUCAGGCCCAGCGAGGACUGGGACACGACGAUAGAGUUCCUGCCAAUCUCUGAUCAGAAGCGUCUGGAGAAGAAACCGUACAACCGUAGGCGGCUGUGGAUUGGACUCGGGCUAGUGCUUGGGCUGCUGGCUCUGCUGACCGGACUGCUGGUGUGGCGUUUCCACUUACACCAAGAUGUCAAGGUGAAAAAAGUCUACAUCGGCUCUGUGGGGAUCAGUGCCAAACCCUUCCUUCCGGAGUAUGAGGAUCCCAGCAGCCUCCAGUUCAAGAAGCUGGCCGAUCAGGUCAACAAGGAGCUCAGACGGAUGUACUCGGAAAACUCUGUCCUGGACAAAUACUUCACACGCUGCUCGGUCCAGGCAUUCAGCGAUGGAGACGGCGGCCCAGACAGCAUCGUGGCGUAUUACGAGUCAGAGUUCGUACUCCCCGCCCCCCAGCAGGCCUCACUGAACGAAGCCAUCCAGUCCCUGGAGCCGUCGACAGGAAGUCAGCAUGCCCAGCGAGGACGACUGAUCCUGAGACCCACCGAAUCUCUGACCCUCAGGAGCGUCUCCUCUCAAGAGCUGCUUCUGGUUCUCCAUCCUGCAGCCGCCAUCAACCACCUGGAAGUUUAA
Cyprinodon variegatus (sheepshead minnow) is the source of this 877-nucleotide messenger RNA. RefSeq names its product suppressor of tumorigenicity 14 protein homolog. The transcript has 6 exons. NCBI's taxonomy places the organism in Eukaryota, Metazoa, Chordata, Actinopteri, Cyprinodontiformes, Cyprinodontidae. The coding region runs from base 236 to 877 and encodes 213 amino acids. The record is from RefSeq and is a predicted model, not a curated record.